AUGCCUCCGCACCGAAAAAGGGGCAGACCGCCAAACGCAUUCUACGAGCAGCGGGGACUCACGCCUCCGUCCCGCCAGUCGCAUAACAAAGAACAGCCCCCUCCGCCUCCUCGCGAACCGCAGCCCCCCGUCAACAUAUUCUCGCAUCCUAUAUACAGUCUGCCUAUUCCUCCGCCCAAUUCUGUGGAAUCGCAGCUUCUGAACGACGAAGUGGACGUUUUCUCGUUCAGACAGUCUGCGGCAUUCAAGUUCAAGCUAAGUAACGAGCUGUUGGAAAACGUGGUGAGCAAGUUUGUGCCGUUUACCAGAAUCGUUCCUCCCUCCUCGUUUCCCGUGUGUCUCGUAAACGGCAAACCCGUCGACGCCGAGAACGCGCCUUCUGAGGAGGAGAUCAAGCAGAGCCUCGAAAAGCCAACGGCUGCCGACAGCCAUUGUGGAGAUUUGCGAGUCAUGAAAUUGAAGCAAGAGCAUCAGAGGAAACUUAUUGAACAACUAGAGUCCGAAACGAUCGAUGAGAAUAUUGACGACAAGUUUGCUUACGAGACGGAGAAAAUUGGUUUGUUAUCUGAUACCUUCCAGGAAUACGACGUGACAAAGCUGGACCAUUUCAUAUCCAUGGUGGAUAGUAUAACGGACGACCUCAAGGCCAAAUUCAGCAUUAGUAUACAGGAUGACGAAUUGUUCAAAAAACGUCAGCUAAACUUUGAGCAGCGCAAGUGCACCUUGGAGGAAUACCAUCAGGCAAGAGAGCUCAUACUCAGGCGCAGAAAAGAGGCAGAGGAUCGCAAGCUUCGGCUAGAACAAGAACUUGCGGAAAAGAAGAGACAGGAAGAGGAACUCAUGCAGAAACAGCGUCAGGAGGAAGAGCAGCGCCGAGCGCAAGAAGCUCAGAACAGACGCACGGAGGAGAUCUCUGCGAUGUCCGUUCCAAAUGCGACUCCGGCACAGCAGGAAAUGCUGGGAGAAGCUCAUUUCGACGAUCCGUUCAGUGCAAGUGCCCAGAACGGCAAUUUCGAGUUUGACAAUAACUUAUUGUACGCGGGUUCGGAUGAUCUGAUUAUUGGCGACGAUGGCGCAUUUGGAGCACUUGACGACCAGGUGUUCCUCGACAACCUCCACGGAAACUUGGAAUGA
Molecule: messenger RNA, 1134 nt
Organism: Ogataea angusta
Lineage: Eukaryota; Fungi; Ascomycota; Pichiomycetes; Pichiales; Pichiaceae
Exons: 1
Coding region: 1-1134 (377 amino acids)
Source: RefSeq, a predicted model, not a curated record